CUUGCUUGCGGAAGCCCUUCCAAUUCCCACCAAUUCGUCUCAAUCAUCCGCCAUAGUCGGGUGAGACGGCAGCGGCUGGAGGGGUCCAUCGAUCAACAUUGGGGGAGACGGCGGGAGAUAUCUCAGAGCCGACUCCGCAGCCUCUUCUCUCUCCGCCUCUGCUUCCCACUCAAUUUCAGUUGCCAAUGGAAUUCGUCAGAUUGCAGCCGCCGCAAGCAGGGUGGAGACUUGCGGUGGGUGGAGGGGGUUUCAACGGUGGCGACGGAUUUGAUGGCGGAGGAUUGAGGAAUGCGAUGGUACUUCCAAAAUAGAGGACAAUUGAAAUGGGAAUUGUCUUGUGAUUAAGACAGAGCCUGAGAGCCGUACGCCACCGCAAGAGCAGAGCGACGGAGAGGACACCGUCGUCUCAAAGAUCCCUAUCUUUGUCUAUUACUCAUCCAAUAUUGCUGCUGCUGCGUGUAUAAAAAGAGUGAAAGUAAAAUGCUACCUCCAUUAUAUGAUAAUGAUGAUGAUGACAAUGGUGAUCAGCAGGAAGAAGCAGCAGCUGAUGAUCGCCACAAUGAUCAUUACUCUCGCUAUUAUGGCACGGCGGUUAAUCAGCGAUGCACGGAUCAUCAACAUCACCAACGCGCUGAAUAGCAAGAAGAUACUGAUAGUCCAUUGUAAAGCCCAAGACCACGACGUUGGUGCCGGCGCCAUGAGCUCCGGCGAGGUCUACAGUUGGAGUUUCGAGGACGUCCGCGGCGUCCCGCGGGGACCUUACUGGUGCCGCCUCGCGUUGGAUGACAAGCGUCUUCACUUUCUGGCCUACUUAGAGAGCGGAUACGGUGUUGGGUACGCAGUCACGGGAUACCAAGCCAAUGAAACUGGGGUUUAUGGCCCUGAUGAUGAGCAUAAUCAGUGGAAGCAAAUUGAUCAGUUCCAUUGAAAAACCCCCCCAUGGAUCAAUCAGUAGUAGGCCUUUCUUCUUCUAUUCCUGAUUUUGGUGGGUUUAAAAUUUCAGCCAACUUUCUUUUUGUCAUGCUAUAAAAGCUGUUGUAACUCUUCUCGGCUUUCUAAAGUUGCUGUUGAAAAGAAGGGGGGGAGAGAAGCAAACUUCAGCUCUUUCCUUUUCUCUUCAAAAGAGGGAAACAACUAAUCUCUGUCCCUGUUUCUUCGUUACAAUGUUCCGUCUCAGAAUCAGAUACAGAUCAUGUGACCACCAAAAGGGUCACUUCUAACAAGCAAACUACUCUAGAUUUUUUUCUCCCACGCCAUUGAAUUCGUCAUAUUGCAGACAACUUGAUCGUUGACCCACUAUUCAACAGCUACAAAGUUCAAAGAUCAGCCAUAUUAUCAACAAGUCAUUACUCUCCCUCAUUGCCUGGCUCAUUCCCAUCAGUCUUUGAUGUUCACUCUACACACAUAUAUAGACACUGCAUCACAUUUUAGCAUUACUCAAUGUUUCUAUCCAAGAAUAAACGCAGUUUGCCCAAUCAACAAUUCAACAGUGUUCUGAAACGAUAUAUGGAACAUCAUAACCUUGUCCAAAAGGGUUAUAGGGAAGAAGCGUAGAACCUUUACAAAAUCUGAGCCCUAGGGACAUCCUUGUUUGCUGCUUUUAAUAGCUCGAUACGAUCUCGCGUAGUGCGAUUCUGUUCUUCUGCCUGGUAAAAAGAAAACUGUCAGCAAAGAUUUCAUAUUCGUAUGCCUAGGAAACUGUUCUGCAUGUGAUCAAUUGCCAUCCAGAACAAGGCAUGGGUGCAUUCUAAAGCAUCCUUAGAAUGGAAUUAAAACGACAAUUAACA
Molecule: messenger RNA, 1787 nt
Organism: Linum trigynum
Lineage: Eukaryota; Viridiplantae; Streptophyta; Magnoliopsida; Malpighiales; Linaceae
Source: the annotation of a GenBank genome assembly